AUGAUAGAAACAGAAAGUGCAAAUGAGUGGUUGGAAGGUGUCCAUGUAAUCGAUUUAAGUGCCGCUUGGGGAGCAACUGAGUAUAAAGAGAAAUGCAAAAAAUUCUCAAAUAACAGAAAGAGUGAAAUAGGUGGGCAAGGCGCUGGCCCAUCAAGACAUUGUGGAGGAUCCAUAUCUCAAUAUAGGCAUCAACAACAGAUGCGCGAAAGACUAGGCAGAGGUCCUCUACCUCAUGAGUUAUUUGAGGCUACUCAUAAGAAGAAGGGUACCUCAGAGUUUGUUGAUGCACGCUCAAAGGCCAUUCAUGAUCGCUUUCUGACUUUGAAAGAGCAAGCAUCACAGACAGAUAAUGACAGCAGUCAGGCAUCCCGCAUUGAUAAGGUUCAGUUAUACUUUGAGGCAGUAGGUGGAGAGAAAAAAAGAAGGGUGUACGGUCUUGGAUCAUAG
Manihot esculenta (cassava) is the source of this 447-nucleotide messenger RNA. RefSeq lists its product as uncharacterized. The transcript is spliced from 4 exons. Bases 1 to 447 code for a protein of 148 amino acids. Lineage: Eukaryota; Viridiplantae; Streptophyta; Magnoliopsida; Malpighiales; Euphorbiaceae. The record is from RefSeq and is a predicted model, not a curated record.